This is a messenger RNA of Peromyscus californicus insignis, 3713 nucleotides long. RefSeq names its product glycine N-acyltransferase-like protein. The transcript has 6 exons. NCBI's taxonomy places the organism in Eukaryota, Metazoa, Chordata, Mammalia, Rodentia, Cricetidae. The record is from RefSeq and is a predicted model, not a curated record. Gene Ontology annotation, cellular component: mitochondrion. Gene Ontology annotation, molecular function: glycine N-acyltransferase activity. Bases 128 to 1018 code for a protein of 296 amino acids.
CGCGCGGGUCCCCGAGCCGGGGGCAGCGUGGUACUGGGCCAGGUGGACAGCCGGCUGGCGCCCUACAUCAUCGACCUGCAGUCCAUGAACCAGUUCCGCCAAGACACGGGAUAAGGUAGCUGCCAAGAUGCUCCAUUUGCGAAGCCCACAGAUGCUGCAGAUGUUGGAGAAGUCCUUAAGGAAACACCUUCCUGAGUCCUUAAAGGUUUAUGGGACUGUCUUCCAUAUGAACCAGGGAAACCCAUUCAAACUCAAAGCUCUGGUGGACAAGUGGCCUGAUUUUAAUACAGUGAUGGUCCGUCCUCAGGAGCAGGAGAUGGCAGAUGACCUUGAUCACCAUACCAACACUUACCAGAUCUAUUCUAAGAAUCCUAAGAACUGUUUGGAAUUCCUUGGCACACCAGAGGCCAUCAACUGGAAACAACAUCUGCAGAUCCAAAGUUCACAGUCUAGCCUGAAUGAAGCUAUAAUGGGCCUUGCAGCUGCUAAGCUGGUCAAAGUCAAGAGAUCACAGUUCAUUCUCUAUAUGAUGCCUCAGACAGCAAAGAAACUGGUUCCUUUCCUGAUGGAGAAUGUAGAGAACUUACAUAAUAAACCUGGCAGACCCCGGGCCAUCAACCAAGAGAUGUUUAAACUCUCAUCACUAGAUGUUACCCAUGCUGCCUUGGUGGAUAAAUUCUGGCAUUUUGGUGGCAAUGAGAGAAGCCAGAGAUUCAUUGAGCGCUGUAUCCAGACCUUUCCUAGCUCAUGUCUUCUGGGACCUGAAGGAACCCCUGUGUCUUGGGCUCUGAUGGACCAAACUGGAGAAAUGCGAAUGGCGGGCACUGUGCCUGAUUACCGGGCACAAGGCCUCAUCUCCCACAUCAUUCAUACUCAGACUUUGGUUAUGGAUGAACUUGGCUACCCGGUAUAUAAUCAUACAGACAGAGCCAACAAAAUUAUACAGAAAAUGAGUCAUACUCUACAACAUGUCCCUAUGCCCUGUGACUGGAAUCAGUGGAAUUGUGUACCUCUGUAACUCUGAUGCUGAACACUUGGCUGUGUUGGGUAGGCUGUAAUAAGCUGGAGGAGUGGAUGGUGGACAUAGGUAAAACACACAUUGUAAUGAACAAUAAAGGAAUGGGCAUUGCUUGGCCUCUGGGGAAGCAGUAUGAAUGGCCAACAGUAUACCACAGUCCCUGCCCUCAUAAUAGCUUUCAGAUCCAGCAGAUGUAGCAUAGCCAGACCUGUCCACUGAGCUACUGGCUUUGUUCAGUUUUCUACAUUCUGGAUGUCAGUGACACUUCUAUUCAGCUGCACAUUACUAUCCUCAUGUGGCUUAUUGCCCAUGAUCAGAUGUGCACAUUACUAUCCUCAUGUGGCUUAUUGCCCAUGAUAUGGUGCUGACUUGUAAAUAGUGUAUGCUUUUCUCUCUCACUCUUUCCUUUGUUUAGGAGCUAGAGUAUGCCUCAUCAACAGGUACUUUGAAAUGAUUGCUUCACUGGUAGACCAUUGAUUUCUGUUUAAUAACCAUGCUAAAUACUGCAUGAAUAAAUAUAUGAUAGCAGUUGGAUAUGGUAUCUGGAAGACUAAUUUUUAAGAAAAUUUAAAUGUGUACAACCUGAGGCUUUGGGAAUAAAAAUAGAUAAUAAAAAUGUAUUCUAUAGUGAAACAAAUUCACAAAUCCAUCACCUCACAUAUUUACCAUAUUUUGAUUUGACAUUGAGUAGCUAAUCUCAUUUAGUAUGAAUCUCAUAUACACUUCAAUGGUACUAUGAUAUUAAUACUAUAAGUAGAUCUCUAGAUUUUCUUAGUAACAAGUCAGAAAUUUUGUAUUCCUCUGAUACCCAUAAUCUCUUUGUCACUUCAUCCCUAACCUUGGUAACUUGCAUUUUGUUCUCUAUUUCUGUGCUUUUAAAAAUUGUUUUAAAUUUCAUAUAUAAGUGAAUUUAUGUGUUAGCUUUUUUCUAUCUAGCUUAUCCCACCUGGUAUAUCACCCAAGCUCAUUCACUUUAUGGAAAAUGAUAAGAACUUGUUCUUGUAAAGGACAAUAUUAUUACAUUGUGAUAUGCAUUUUUUUUCAUGCCAGUGUUUCUUUAUCCAUUUGUCCAUCAGCAGACAUUUAGGUAUUUCCCUAUCUUGGCAAUUUAUGAAUAAUCGUAUAAAGAAUUUGCCUUUAUGAAGUAAAGACAGUGGUCUUCAUUGUACAUAUGUCCCAAAGAAGGAUUUAUAGAUAACAUAAUUCUGUUUUUUAAUUCUUUUAAAGUAUCCAUGCAGUUUCCCAUAAUGGCUGUGCCAAUCAAGAAUCUUACCAACUAUGCAGAACAGUUACCUCUUCCCAUAUCCGUGCCAACAGGUUUUUUUUCCUUUGAGAAUUGCAUUCAUAUAUACAAUAUAUAUUGACCAUAUCUGCCUCCACUGCUUCCAACUGCCUUUACCCCCACCCCAACACAUCUUCCUCCAAAGCAUCAAAGAAGUUAAGAGACUUGUCUGUGGGAAGAGGAGACUGUACACAUUCCUUGUCUUUUGACUGGCCACAUGUUUAAGUAAGUGGGCUGAAGAAGACAGAAGAAGAGGGGUCUGCUUCUAUAAUUGGGGUAAGGGAGGACCCCACUCCUUUCUUGUAGUUGGCCUUUGUGAUUUAUGGGAUCCACGGGUUUACCCUGUUGAUGGUAACAAUUCAGUGGAGCUUGUUUUGGAGAAAGUCAAGGUUAGUUACAAUGGCUUCAAAUCACAGGUGAUGGGAAUGAGAAUUAAUGUGCCAAGAAAAUGCAGAAUCCCAAUGGAAGACAGAGAAGAAUAUGUGCAGACUUGCACAGUGCCAGUCCAUUGACUGAAGGAACACACAAGCUCUUUUGACUCUCUGUGUAGGUAAUAGCUACUCAUGUCUCUGGUUCUCUAGUUGAGCAUCUUCUUUUUUUAUAUUAAGAAAUUUUUUUCAUUCAUUUUACACACCAAUCAAAGAUCCCCUCUUCCCUCCUCCCGCUCCCCCAGUCUUCCCCUCCCAACUCACUCCCCCACUGCCUCCCCACACACACACAAGAAGGCAAGGCCUCCCAUAGGGAGGCACAUUCAGUAGAGGCAAGUCCAAGUCCUUUUCCCUGCCUCAAGGCUUCAAGAGGUGUCCCAUCAUAGGUAGUGGGCUCCACAAAGCCCACUCAUGCAUCAGAGAUGGCGUCUGAUUCUACUGCCAGGUGACCCCCCAAGCAGAUCAAGCUACACAACUGUCUUGCUAUGCAAAGGGCCUAGUCCAGUCCCAUGUAGGCUCCACAGCCAUCGAUCCCACUUUCAUGAGUUCCCUUUUUGGUCGUCCCUGCAGGUUUCCCCAUCAUGAUCCUGAUGCACUCUUCUUUCCUUAGCAGAACUCAUGACUAGCUGGGAAAAUAGUACUGAUCCCAAGAACCCAGAGACUGUCAAACAUCCUUUCUUAGUUGUUUCACAUAGUAAAGUUGGGACUGAAAAUACCUUCUCAAUGAGCCUUGUCUGUUUUUAGAAAGGUGGAGCAAAUGUUAAUAUGUGUUGUCAAUUUAGAGCGAAAAGCCUCUGCCACCAAGAAAAUGUAAAUCAAAAUUACUUGAAAAUUCCUUCUCACUCUAGUCAACAUGGCUAUCUUUAAUAACUCAAACAGAAAAUGCUGGCAACAAUGAAGCAGAGAAGGAACCCUUAUAAACUACUGGUGGCAAUGUAAACUAGUUUAGCCACCAUAGAACUCAAUAUAGAUGUUUUUGGGAGAA